AUGCCAAACCAAACUAUUGUAACUGAGUUCAUCCUCCUGGGACUUUCACAGAAUGCAAAAGUUCAGAUAAUAAUAUUUGUUGUAUUCUUAUUUAUCUAUAUUGCAACCAUUGGUGGCAGCAUAAUAAUUGCAGUAACCAUCCUCUGCACGCCUGCACUGCUUGGAUCACCCAUGUACUUCUUCUUGGCAUUUCUGUCUUUCUUGGAUGCAUGCAUUACUUCAGUCAUCACACCAAAGAUGAUUGCUGACUCCCUCGAUGAGAGUAAAACCAUCUCCUUUGAGGGCUGCAUGACACAGAUCUUUGGUGAACACUUCUUUGCUGCAGUGGAAGUAAUUGUACUAAUCGCCAUGGCCUAUGACCGAUAUGUAGCUAUUUGCAAGCCUUUACACUACUCUUCCAUAAUGAACUGGAGGCUCUAUGGCACUCUGGUGGGGGUAGCAUGGACAGGAGGAUUCUUGCACUCUAUCAUACAAAUUAUCUUCACUUUACAGCUGUCCUUUUGUGGACCCAAUGUUAUCGAUCACUUCGUGUGUGAUUUGUUCCCAUUACUGGAGUUGACAUGCACUAACACUUAUGUUUAUGGACUCCUUGUGUUUGCCAACAGUGGGUCUAUUUGCAUCAUAAUUUUUUCUAUGUUGCUUAUCUCCUAUGGUGUUAUUUUGUUCUCUCUAAGAAGUCAUAGUUCUGAAGGACGAUGGAAAGCUCUCUCCACUUGUGGAUCCCACAUUGCUGUUGUUGUUUCAUUCUUUGUUCCAUGCAUAUUUAUAUAUGCAAGAUCUACGUCUGCAUCUUCUUUUGAGAAAAAGGUAGCUGAGUUUGAUGCCAUUAUGACUCCAUUGCUCAAUCCUAUAAUUUACACUUUUAGAAAUAAAGAAAUGAAAAGUGCCAUUAGAAAAAUAUGGAAAAGAUUUAGGGUGGUCUCUGAUAAAAUUUAA
Meriones unguiculatus (Mongolian gerbil) is the source of this 936-nucleotide messenger RNA. Its product is annotated as olfactory receptor 4C15-like. Gene Ontology annotation, molecular function: olfactory receptor activity; G protein-coupled receptor activity. Lineage: Eukaryota; Metazoa; Chordata; Mammalia; Rodentia; Muridae. Bases 1 to 936 code for a protein of 311 amino acids. The transcript has a single exon. Gene Ontology annotation, cellular component: membrane. Gene Ontology annotation, biological process: G protein-coupled receptor signaling pathway. The record is from RefSeq and is a predicted model, not a curated record.